Molecule: messenger RNA, 2570 nt
Organism: Mytilus trossulus (common blue mussel)
Lineage: Eukaryota; Metazoa; Mollusca; Bivalvia; Mytilida; Mytilidae
Product: bone morphogenetic protein 10-like
Exons: 3
Coding region: 897-2255 (452 amino acids)
Biological process (GO): BMP signaling pathway
Cellular component (GO): extracellular region
Molecular function (GO): cytokine activity; growth factor activity
Source: RefSeq, a predicted model, not a curated record
AGCUUAGAUAACAUAAGCUUUGACAGUGUAAACUUGCUCUUAACAAUAUAAAGCUGUUGAUAAAAGUUAUCAACUGUUUAUAGGUGUAUGAAAAAAAAACAUGUCUCAAAGAGCAUCGGUGUCAAGAGACAAAAUAUAACAAUAUAUUUUAUUUAUAAGAUUGCGUUGUUGAUAAUAUUAACAUUUGAUGAAUGAAAUGCGGCAAUGAAUUCGGUUUGAAGAAGAAAGUAGAUUUGUAAAAUCUCCGUGUGCGUAAAAUACCGUGUGUGAGUUCUGAAGUGCAAAUUAAAUUUGUAUUGUAGUACGUGUGAAAAUUCAGGUGAAAUUUACUGUAAAAUUGUACUAAUUUACAGCAGACCACGUGGUGGUACAUCUGGAUGAUAAUAAUUUCACUACAGGAUCAGGAAAAUUCGACUUAAAAUCCAAAUUUAACUCUAUGGGUGAUAACAAUGGGUGUUGCCGCUACCUGGCCUUUAACCAUCAGUUGUUUAGCAUUAUUUAUAGUGCCACACCAACUCUUUUGACGCGUGCUAUAGAUUUACAGAGUCGUUGAUUGCAAAAGUUUUACGACUUCGUGUUCUUUGGAAGAUUUCCCUACCCUUCAAUUGCAGAAAAUAGUUCUUAUCUUCACCUGCAUUAUGGAAACAGGAUGUAUAUUUCAAAUUUGGAAGACACCAUUAUUACAUGUUGACAAUUAUUCGAUAAUUUUGAGCCUUCAUGUAAAAUAAGUUAAUAAUUGUAGAAGACAUUUUUAUGUAUUUUGUGAUAUUAAAAAGAGAGGCGAUCCUGAAUUUUAUAUCUGAAAUAAUUCCAAAGACAAAUGACAGCGUUUAAAACUUUCAGAACUAAUUUAAAGUUCUGCUUGUGUUACAAUCAAGUAUUCGAGUACACACGGAAUGGAGUUGUCUUGGUUACUUUACUAUCUUACAUUUCUAUUUAAUACGUUAAUUGAAAUUUCAAUUUCAAGACCGACAAGUAACGAUACUAUUUAUCAAAUUUUUAAUGAGAAGACUAAUACAAAGAAAAUGGGGUCACGAAAAGAGUACGAAUAUGACGAUGAUUACGAAGAGCCAUUUGAUUCAUUUGUACAAAGUAAAACCGAUAACAUUUUGGACACAGUACUGAUGCCACCCGGAUUAGGCAUAUCAAAAGAAACCCUAAAGAUCCAAAGUGAGACUAAGAGUCCGGCUCCGGAAUAUAUGAUGGAACUCUAUGAAAAUUUUUCAAAAAACAAAUUGAAUCAACCGAAAUCAAACAUAGUUAGAAGUUUUAUGAAUAUAAAUGAUAAAGAUAACCAAAUAGCAUAUUCAAAUUCAAUACUAAGUUCCGGUACAGCCACUCGAGUCCACACUUUAGUAUUCAAUAUAACCAGUGUCUCACCUGAUGAAACUAUAGACCUAGCCGAAUUGAGACUGUUUACAUUAGUGGAAAAAGACCGUAACACAUACAUUGGUGUUGACAGGAAAGUUUCUUGUUUGGAAGUGCUAUCCCAUAAUACAGAACGAUAUCGACUGAUUGAGUCAAAACAUAUCUAUGGUCGACACAGCGGAUGGGAAACAUUUGACGUCACUUCCGCUGUGCGACAUUGGGUGACGGAUAUAAAUAUCAUUCAAAUUUUAGAAAUAAGAAUAGAAAGUGUUUUUCAUGGUUUUUCAAUGGGAAAUAUGGAUAUAAAUGUGAAACAUGCAAAUAAGAAAGAACCACUUUUAGUUGUAUUUUCUAGUGAAACAAAAAUUAACGGACUCCAUCGGACAGAAAGACACGAACUUGUUACACGGGAAAUGGAUUCCGUAAAUGUCAUAUCUUCAUCUAGUAAAUCGUUAACAAACAGUAGCGAACAUAUUCAUAUCUCAAAUAAUGACGAUAAAAGUGCUCAUAAAACAGAUAAUUUAGAUAGUCCUAUUUUAAGUCGAGUAAAACGACGCGGAAGGAGACAAAUUCCUUGCCACAGACGACCAAUGUAUAUUAGGUUUAGUGAUAUAAAUUGGGACAACUGGAUUAUUGCGCCUCAUGGAUAUCAAGCAUACCAAUGUGUUGGGCGUUGUUAUUUCCCUUUGAGUGACCAUUUGUCUCCUACCAAAUACGCCAUCAUUAAAGGAUUGCUCCAUUCAGCUUAUCCUGAUGAAUAUUCCAGAGCGUGCUGCGUUCCAACAAAGCUUGAUCCUAUAUCUAUCUUAUACAUAGACGAACAAGGAGUUCCCACUUAUAAAUACAAAUAUGACGGUAUGGUAGUUUCUGAAUGUGGCUGUCGGUGACCUUGGCCUCAUGAUCGUAGAUGUUUUCUAUCGUAAAUAAAUAACGGGUUGUUACACGAUCGCAGUCAAGACAGUGAUUUAUACUGCUCACGAAGGAUUGCAUGGAGUGUUACGUAAAGCGGAAAUGAGGAAAUUGUAGGAUUUCAAAAAAUGUGCAGUGACUUGCGCAACAAACGAUUUUCAAUUAAGAUAAGACAUAUAAUGGGUAAAAUGAAAGCAGUUUAAAGAAUAUUGCAUUUCAAAGACUACAUGUAACAAUUGGGAACAUGUACAAUUGUAAUUUAUAAUAUUUAAGUAAAUUAAAUGAAUCAACAU